Molecule: messenger RNA, 1385 nt
Organism: Microtus oregoni (creeping vole)
Lineage: Eukaryota; Metazoa; Chordata; Mammalia; Rodentia; Cricetidae
Gene: Tnfsf15
Product: TNF superfamily member 15
Exons: 4
Coding region: 39-869 (276 amino acids)
Biological process (GO): immune response
Cellular component (GO): membrane
Molecular function (GO): tumor necrosis factor receptor binding
Source: RefSeq, a predicted model, not a curated record
AGGGGAGGCGGGAGUAAAAAGGGGAGGAGAAGCAGAGCAUGAACUCACCCAGUGUGACAGCUACUCCCUUAUUUAAUGGGGGGUCUCUGGUCAGGAGUCAGAAGUGCCUCCAGGAGAGCGGAAGCAUGGCUGAGGAGCUGGGGCUGGGCUUCGAGGAAGCAGUCAGAGUGGAAAUGCCAGAGGGCAGAGCCAGGCCAGCUACCAGGAGCAAAGCAUUCUUGGCUCUUAUCUGCUGCCUGCUGUCGGUUUUCACGGUUGCAGGACUUAGCACCUUCCUGAUGGUCAGCCAGCCCGGGACCCUGGGAACCCUGGGAAGAGAUUGUAUGCCUCGGGCUAUACAAAACCAAAAUUGUGAACCUUCACCACAGCCAGUUUACAAGCCUCCCAGAGCCAAGCCAAGGGCGCACCUGACAAUCCUUAAGCAAACUCCAGGGCCACAUCUGCAAAAUCAGUUUCCUGCUCUGCACUGGGAACAUGAACUAGGCUUGGCCUUCACCAAGAACAGGAUGAACUAUACCAACAAAUUUCUGGUCAUCCCCGAGUCCGGAGACUAUUUCAUUUACUCCCAGAUCACAUUCCGAGGGAUCACAUCUAGGUGCAGCAACAUCAACCAAGGAAGACGACCUAACAGGCCAGACUUCAUCAUUGUGGUUAUCACCAAGGUAACAGACAGCUACCCCGAGCCCUCCCACCUCCUCACAGGAACCAAGUCUGUGUGUGAAAUAAGUAGCAACUGGUUUCAGCCCCUCUACCUUGGGGCUAUGUUCUCCUUGGAAGAAGGGGACAGGUUGAUGGUUAAUGUCAGUGAUAUCUCCUUGGUGGAUUACACAAAAGAAGAUAAAACUUUCUUUGGUGCCUUCUUGCUAUAAGGGGAAACAAGCACAAUCAUGUAGGGCCUCCUUGACCCCUACUUCCCACUUUCCUUUGCUCAUGUGGAACUAUAAUCAGGGAUGUAGGGGAUCAAGGAUGGGGACAGAGGUUUAUCUACAUAAUUUAGGAACCCAAGAUGAUUCUCUCUAUAUGUUUUGGACUGAAAUAGUAAAUGGAAAACUCAGAAGAACUCGUGUUUGCUAGAGACCUGCUGGGUUUUCAAAAUUAAAAUAGCUAUCUCCAAUGGCUCUAUCUACUGCUCUCCAGACAUGAUGUUUCUGAGAUGUCCUCCUUCCUGUUCAUUGAUUAGUUGAGGAUGCUUCAUCAGUGACUCUAGUCUGGCUCCAUGGUCAGAAAAGGAGAAUGGAAUGUUCUGCCUGCACCUAUCCCAUGGUGUAUGAGAGUAUCGAGCAGCACAGACUUACUGUAAGGACUGGCACAAGAACAGCCAAAAUGAUCACCUCCUCCACUAAACCCAAACCUUGUAUCAAGGGCCUUCAAAGCUGCCCAUGGCU